Molecule: messenger RNA, 6344 nt
Organism: Rosa chinensis
Lineage: Eukaryota; Viridiplantae; Streptophyta; Magnoliopsida; Rosales; Rosaceae
Exons: 11
Coding region: 403-5853 (1816 amino acids)
Source: RefSeq, a predicted model, not a curated record
AUCCAAAACGCUUCCCCCAGCUUCGGAUCCAACGCACCCCAGCUUCGGCACUCGAACCCCAGCCUCGGUCCGAGCCUCAGAUUUGUUUCUCUGUUCGUUGAAAAUUUCGCACUAUUUCGAUCACUUUCUUUUCUCUCUCUGCUAUCUGAGCUCAAACCCAAACCCAAACCCCAUUUCUCUCUCUCUCUCUCUCUCUCUCUCUCCCCGAUUCGAACCCCCACCGCUCCGGUUGGCGACGGACUCCGAAGAUCAGUUCCGACCUUCAACGGCGGCCGCGCGGCGUCACUGUUAAUUUAUUUGAACUCAGAACAUGGCAGUUGGAGUGACUCUAAAAUAUACUGGAACAAGGUAGUUUUUUCUCAAAAGAACUUUAGCUGCUGCAAUUUUGUGGCUGGAUUAUCUAUGCCUGGAAACGAAGUUGGAGACAGGGUCCACAAUUUCUUUGGCCAAGAGAACUUGUCACAGGGUCAGCGUCAUCCGCAGGCCACUGACGGGAACUGGCCUGGUCUAAGUAACAAUUUGUGGGUUGGGAACCAGAGACAAGUUGGAUCUCCUGUUAACUCAAGUUUAAAGAGUUACAAUAUACAACCAGUAGCAGAUUCUGAGAGAGGGCAUGGGAGUCCGUCUUUGCAUGUGCCUCAUGGUUUGAAUUUUAUGCAAUCAAAUUUGAGGCCGGAGUUUGGCAGAGUUCAGUAUCAAAGUCAGCAGCCAACUGCAAAUGGCUAUAUGCAUGGGCAUCAGAUGUUCCAGACAAGGCAGAAUGAAGCUAACUUUUUGGGAGUGGAUACAGAGUCUGAUAAGCAAAAUUUAACAUCUAGAGGCUUGUCUACACCUGAAUCACGAGGAAGUGGUCCUGAACAUGCUAAAAAGAAUUCAGCGAGAUUGGAAACUUCAGAAUCUCCUGUUGGUUUUGAUUUUUUUGGUGGUCAACAGCAAAUGAGUGGUCAGCAUCUCAGCAUGAUGCAGUCUUCACCAAGGCAGCAGCAACCACGUAUUAGUGACAUGCAGCUACAAAGACAGGCAAUGUUCACACAAAUGCAAGAAUUUCAAAGGCAGCAACAACUAGAAAGGCAACAGCUGGUUUUGGCAAAUCAAGCUUCCUCCAUUGCAAAAGCUGCUGGUAACCACACACCAACCCAGAUGAAUGGCGUCACAAUCAACGAGGCAUCCAACAAUCAAUGGCCACCUAAUGUUGUGGCAGGCAACACAAACUGGCUGCAGCGUGGAGCUUCCCCUGUUAUGCAGGGGGGAUCUAGUGGACAUGUAUUGUCCCAUGAACAAGCCCAGGCACUGCGCUUGAUGGGCAUUGUCCCUCAACAGGCUGAUCAAUCUCUAUAUGGUGUUCCAAUUUCUAGCUCAAGUGGAACACCAGGUUCAUAUCCUCAUUUUCAAAUGGAUAAACCGGCAAUGCAGCAGAUAUCGGUCGGUCGUAAUUCAUUUCCAGGUAAUCAGUAUACUGCAUUUUCAGGUCCAGUUAGCAUGCAAGAGGGAUCUCUGGCUUCUAGACAGGAUUUUCAAGGGAAAAGUAUGGUUGGGCCUACUGCUGCUCAAAGUUUGAGCAGUGGGUUCAAUUUGGAAACAUUGCAUCGAGUAAAUCCCCAACAAAGAAAUGAACCCAUGGAGGAAUUCCAAGGGAGGCAAGAGCUAGUUGGAUUGUUAGAACCAUCACCGGAGAAAGCAGUUGGGCAGGUUGCACCCUCACAGGGUGUGGCUACACUAGAUCCAACUGAAGAAAAGAUUUUGUUUGGUUCAGAUGAUAAUCUUUGGGAUGCUUUUGGGAGGAGCGCCAAUGUGGGAAUGGGAGGUUCUAGUAUGCUGGAUGGUGCAGAUAUUUUUGGUGGACUUUCUUCUGUACAAAGUGGAACUUGGAGUGCUCUUAUGCAGUCUGCUGUUGCAGAAACUUCUAGUGUUGAUGGAGGGAUACAGGAAGAGUGGUGUGGUCCUAGUUUUCGAAAUCCAGAACCUCCAGUUGGGACUCAGCAGCCCUCAAGUGUCAGUGAUACUAACAAACAACAAUCUGGUUGGGCUGGUAACAACUUGCAUUCAUCGUCUGACUUGAAUUCUAGACCCUCCUCACAAUUUGCUGAUGCCAAUAGGCCCAGUAUCAGUGGUAGUUUUUCUAGUAUUCAGGGAUUUCAGCAAUCAGGAUCUAAAACUUUGCAUGAAAGAGGAGACGUUUUUCAGACUGAUUCUUCUCACAGGUUUAUUUCACAGAGUCCUGAACAAGGAAGUAAAUGGUUGGAUCACAACCCUCCACCACAGCCACCUGCAGACGGUAGUCAUAACAACUAUGGAACCAUUAGUCAUUCGUCAGGUAGAGAGGUAAAUGCAAAUAGCAUUUCAGGUUCUUGGAACCGUCAAGAAAGAAGUUCUUCGCAUAGUAAUGAUAACCAGCCAAACAAUAUGUCAAAUGGGUGGAAUUUUACUGAAUCUGUGUCAACAGAUGGGGGUAAUAAUCUGAAAAAUCAUGGGAAUCAAAUCUUAUCACGAUCUGCUGAAGGUGGUGAUCUGAAGAGAGGCAUGCAUGAGGAAAUAAGCCGUGCUGCUGGUAUGUGGAAGACGGAUUUUGCUCCAAACUCAAAUUUUGAAGUGGCACAUCCAAAAUAUGCAAGCCCGCAAAUCAGUAGAGAGGGUUCAAGUAUAAACAACGCUCCUAAAUCAAAUUCCAGCGCUGAAAGAGCCUACCAAGAAGGCCAGCAACAUCUUGCAAACAGUCACGAUUUCUGGACACCUGUUGAUUCUUUAGUGAACUCUAAAGGAGGAGAGGCUCUGGGAAAAAAUCAGCAUCAUCUGGACAAGAACCACCUGAUUUUGGAGUCAUCCGGGAACAAUUGCUUAGACAAAGGAGUAGUUGAAAUGCAUGAUAUGGAGAACAACAAUACAAAAGAGAAUUACCAUAAUGCAUAUCACCAUGCUUCCACUGGGGGUAUGAAGGAAAAUGUCGUCUCAGAUGCUGGCGAUUCACGUACUUUACCCGGAAGCAAACAACACUCAUCUGGCAAUGCUGGUCGCAAGCCCUCUGCAACUCGCAAGUUUCAGUAUCAUCCAAUGGGGGAUGUUGGUGUUAAAGUGGAACCUUCAUCUGGAAGAAAACACGUGACACAUUCACAGGCUAUGACCCAGCAGGUCUCUCGAGGAUUCAAAAGUCAUGAACAAGGGAGUUUUGGGCAGUCAAAAUUUAUGGGUCACACUGAUAGAAGUUCUAUGGAAAUUGAAAAGGUUAACAUAAGAGGUUCGGAUGAGCCACCUUCAAAAAGCAUGCUUCCAGGUUAUGCCCCAAGUACGUCUACUCCCUUUGACAGGUCUACUGGUAAUAAUAACAACACCUCAAAAAAGGCUGCACCACCAUCAAGUCAACAUAUGCUUGAGCUUCUUCACAAGGUGGACCAACCAAGGGAGCAUGGUAAUGCUACUCACUUCAGCCCUUCUGAUCACAACACGUCAUCUGAGAUGCCUGAAGUGGAAACUUCUGAUGGAUCUGUAGGUCACAUUCAGAGAAAUCAAUCAUCUGUCUCUCAAGGUUUUGGUUUACAGCUGGCUCCUCCAUCUCAACGGAUUCCACUUGCAGACCAUGCCCUGUCUUCUCAGAGUUCCUCACAAGCAGUUCUGGGUUCAGGUCGUGUCCAUUCUGAGAUGGGAGAAAAAGGUCGUACAUGGUUGGCCUCAACAGCAUCUGUUCAGUCCUUGCCAUCCUCUCACGAAGCAUCUCAAGGGGAAUUAAGAAAUAGUCUCCCUGGUAGCUCAGGGCAAACAGGGAAUAAGGCCCUGGCCCCACAAUACCAUAUUCAUGGAGGUUUAUCUGCAUCUUCCGAAUAUGGUUUUCCUCAUUCAAGAAGUCAACGAGAAAAUCAGCACAUGACUGCUGCAAGUGGCCAAGUAACUGCAAGCCAGUCUGUUAAUAUACCUUUUGAUAGGCUUGCAUUUCGUCCGCAACAGUUGGGUGAAUCUUUUGAGAGAGCUCAAACUAGUCAAUCUCCUCUGACAGAUAAGUCUGAAAGUGCUUCACAGGAUAACCUUACUUCUGCAGAGGCAUCACUCGUGAAUAUUGCCGACCAGUCCCGUUCAAGAGUCGCUGCCCCAAAAAUCCCAGAAUCAGAUGCUGAGCCUUCUGUUACGUCUGGUAUGUCCCAUCAAGGUGCAGCUCCUAAAGUCUUGACCAAUGUGUGGACCAGCGUUCCACUUCAGCAACCUCUACUCAAUGAGCAAGAUACCCGGGAAAGAGGGAAUGGCUUCUCUGCAUUUGGUGUAUAUAGUUCAAACUUGCAAAGCUCUGGUCCAAAAGAGCAGCCAUCCAAACAAAACACCAGGCAACAAGUAUCACCGGAGAACAUUCAGACUGCCCAAAAGACGAAUGUAUCACAAGGAAAAGAAUCCACUGCAAAUAAUUAUAUUGAGGCGUCUGCUUCAAACUCUGCUGCUACCCAGAGAGAUAUUGAAGCUUUCGGCCGUUCUUUAAAGCCAAAUAUCAGUUCCCAUCAAAGUUAUUCCCUGCUGAACCAAGUACAGGUUAUGAAAAGUACAGAGAUUGAUGGAAGUGAUCAUAGUGUGAAGAGAUUGAGAGGUCCAGAUUCUGGUGCAGAGACUCAGCAGGUGAGUCCCCAGGGAGGACCGCAAUUAUCUUAUGGAUAUAAUAAUAUGUUAAGGGAUUCAUCAGCUGAUCAUACCCCAGUACCUUCCGGAGAUUCUAAAAUGCUGAGCUUUGCAUCCAAACUUGGGGAUACCCGACUUUCAAAUGCAUCUGGUCAGGAUAUGUAUGCAUUUAGUCGGAAGAAUUCUCAGAAUUUCUCUAGUGGUAGUAAUGCAUCUUCUCUUAGAGGUGAACAGUCUCAAGUUAGUCCGCAAAUGGCGCCAUCCUGGUUUGACCAAUAUGGAACCUUUAAAAAUGGGCAAAUAUUGCCAAUGCAUGAUACACUUAGAGCCACUUUGAAGUCUAUGGAACAACCUUCCAUUGCUGGAAAGCCAGGUGAUCUGCAUGCUCGUGAACAGAUGGAGGAACCCAUUGCUACUUCUGAUGCUAGUACUAUCCCACAGAGUCCAGCUCUGAAACCUAUUUCCAAUGAGCAACUAACAUCCCCUCAUUUACUGCGUCCUGAUGCAACUGAUGAAAGUUUAACUGUUGAGAGACCAAAGAAGCGUAAAAGUGCUACAUCUGAACUUUCACCUUGGCAUAAAGAGCUGACCAAGGUUUCCCAAAGGCUUCUAAAUAUGAGAGCGGCAGAUGUAGAGUGGGCUCGAGCAACGAACCGACUGGCGGAGAAGGUGGAAGAUGAAAGUGAAAUGAUUGAAGAUAGACCACCGAUGUUUAGGUCCAAAAAGAGGCUUAUCUUGACAACACAGCUUGUGCAACAAUUGCUUCGGCCUCCUCCUUCAGCAGUUCUCUCUGCAGAUGCAAGCUCUUCCUUUGAGAUUGUAGCUUAUUUUGCUUCUAGACUAUCACUAGGUGAUGCCUGCAAUGCAAUCGCCUGCUCUAGAAAUGAUAAUCAAACCCCAUCUCCUCCUGACCGUGCAAACCAUUUGCCUGAGAAGCUUAAAACACCUGAGAGAGUUCAUCGGUACUUCCCAAAAGUUGUGGAAGACUUUGUUGAAAAAGCAAGGAAGCUGGAAAAUGAUCUGUUGAGACUGGACAAGAGAACCUCCAUCUUAGACUUGAGAGUGGACAGCCAGGAUCUGGAGAAGUUUUCUGUCAUCAAUCGUUUUGCUAAGUUCCAUGGGCGGGCACAAGGUGAUGGGGCUGAGGCCUCCUCAUCAUCCGAUGCUCCUGCGAAUGCUCAAAGAAUCUGCCCCCAGAAAUAUGUUACUGCACUUCCAGUGCCUAGAAAUCUGCCAGACAGGGUACAAUGUCUUUCACUUUGAUCAUUAAUUGAUUAUUUUUCCCUCUCGGCCAUUUGUCUCCUCAACCCUCUUGAAUCUCUGGUACAUCUUUCAACUUAUUUAAUGGGGCAUGCUUCACAACGGCAAUUACACAAGUGGGGAUGUAGGAGCAGAAGGAAUUCUAGAAUGUCUCCUUUAAGCAAUGGAGACUUCUAGUUCUUUGCAAUAUGACCAUUGAUGUCCUUUUUUGAGAAAUAUAAGAUGGUCUCUGUAUACUAUGAAAGUCUAGAAAGUAACUGCUAUGCCCCAUCAAUUUUUUGGCUUAAGGGGAAGGAUAGAACCGCAGACUGGUUACUCCAAAUUGUACACUUCUAUAAUUCAAGUAAUCAUGUGUGUUCAUAAUCCUAAGCAUGGAAAUUCAUAAUUGAGGUUUUUAGCUUGCGGGAUUUAUUAGAAGGGGCGUCUCUGUGGUGGUAAGUUCAGGAAUUUUCAAUCCUGAUGCAAGAAUUGAUAAUUUAUUUUUUUGGAUAAAA